GUCGUCCCUUGAAUCGAAGAAGAGGAGGAACGGAACCCCUCACCCAAGGCUAUAUAAACCCCCUCACCCUCAAAAGGAAACUUGAACUGCUGUAAUAAAUUGCGGACCGAGUCAGAAGCCGUGAUUGACAGCUGAAGAGCAGCUGCUCAGAGGCCAGUGUCUGGACCGGUCUGGCGCCGCCGCCGUUCGGCCUCCCCUGCGAGGCGCGCUACCGGCGGGCCGCGGCGGCACACCAGUGGAGUGUUGGCAGCACACUCGGCCCGGGCCGGGACCGCAGGCUGGGGCCGCCCCUCCGCAGGUACUGGGGCCCGGCCGGCCCUGCAGCCAGCUGCACCCGAGGACUGGACUGUCUGCCGCUCUCUCCCCGUCUCUCUGUGUGUGUGUGUCUGUCGGUGUGGUGCAGAGACUGUCGGACGGGACGGUCGCGGGCUGUGUGUGUCUGGGUGGGUGUGAUGGACGAGCUACCGGGUGCCGGGGCCGCCGGCCGCACCACGGACGGACGGUGUGGCCGCGCGGGCGCCCGGCCGGCCCCCGCCCCCGACACACCCGUAUCUGUUGGCCGGCUCGGCCCGCGCCGGCUGCGGCUGGACUGUGUGCCGGCCGGGCGGCGGCGCCCGGCGGCGCGGGACUGUCGGACUAGCGCCCAGCGGCGGCGAGUGAGUGGAGACGGCACGCCGCCACCAGUGUGUGCCGCGCCGAGUGGACGCCGGCCGCCUCACCCAGUGCCGGGACGGACUCUCUGGGACCGGUGGAGACGAGUGGUGGUGUCUGUUGACCGCACCACACGAUGGCUGUAACAAUGUGUGCACCAGUGACCUCUUUCACAAUUUCUGCCACUAUUUUGUUGGAAGUCACUUGUUAUCAUUUACUACCAUAUUAUUUAUUUUAUGAUAUUGUAAAGUAUAUUUUUUGCAGUUGUAAAAAACUAACUCGCCAGCUGUAUCAACGGUUAUUUCUUAAUCGAACUUUUUACGUUUGAUCCAGGAAUGUUUCAAUCAAGGCUAUGUUUCAAUGUACUCAACUUAAGUACCUAAAUGCAAGGCGACCUUGACAGCAGGCAUUUCGUCUGUGCUGUCUAUUGUCUAUGGCAUAUGCAAAUGUUUGUCCUGUUAAGUUUAACAACUUCCUUUUCUGUGUUCAAUAGCUGCUGAAAUGAGGUUCUAUAAUAGUUUUGCUUUUUCCUUCAUUUUGAUUUUCUGAAAAACAACUUCAUUUGAUCAGUGUUUGCAUUGCUUGUCUUAUGCUGCUCAUGAACAUACUUUCUUUCAGAGGCGCAGAGCAGCUGUCCUGGUGAGCGGCCAUGGAGGUGGACGCUGCUGCAGACCCCGUGUCGGAGGAGACGGGCGGAGAGCCGCCGGCCGCUACAGCCGCGCCCGCCGCCGACGAUAACUACGACACGCGCUCGGAGGUGAGCAGCGGCUCGUCCAAGUCGCUCCACUCGGAGCUCAGCGUGGACGUGGACGAGGACGGCUCCGAGCCGAGCGUCACCUCCGAGGACGAGAGGGAGGCCAAGAGCGCGCCACCGGCCGCCGCCACAGCCGCCACAGCCGCCGCCGAGGAGACGACCAAUGGGCAGACGGCUGCCGCGGCCGGCGCCACCUCCGGCAGCCGCGAGAGCUACCUCACCAAGCUCAACUACUUGUUCCGUGACGCGCGCUUCUUCAUAAUCAAAUCCAACAACGAGGAGAACGUGACGCUGGCCAAGGCGCGCGGUGUAUGGAGCACGCCCCCGCAGAACGAGGCCAAACUGAACCAGGCGUUCCGCGAGUCCCGCAACGUGCUGCUUAUAUUCUCAGUGAAGGAGAGCGGCCGCUUCUGCGGGUUCUGCCGCAUCUCUAACGAGUCGCGCCGCGACCUGUCUCCCGUCAACUGGGUGCUGCCACCGGGACUACCGGCGCGAGCGCUCGGUGGCGUGUUCCGCGUCGCCUGGAUCAACCGCAACGAGCUGCCGUUCCCCAAGACAGCGCACCUGUAUAACCCGUGGAACAACGGGAAGCCGGUGAAAAUCGGCCGCGACGGCCAGGAGGUGGAGCCGCGAGUCGCCGAGGAGCUGUGCCGCCGCUUCGCCCGUGAUCUCACCAUCGACAUGAACCCGAUCCUGCUGGACUCGAAGCGCGCCAGCCGCACCGUCAAGACGAGCAAGCCGCUCACCAUGCCGGCACCCAUCCCGGUGCGCCGCGCCCGCCGCGACUUCCGCGAGCGCGGUGGGUUCCGCGGCCGGGGCGGGCCCCGCGCGCCGCCCCGCGAACCGCCGCGGCUGCCUAGCCGGCGGCCGCGUUACGAGGACCACUACCCGCGGCCGCCGCCGCGCCGCGACUCGGGACCGCCGCGCUACCACCCGUACGCGCGCGAGCGGCCGCCGCCACACGAGCGCUCGCCGGUUCGUUACCCGCCGCGCGAGCCGGUGCCGCGCAUCUACCCGGAGCUGAUGCGUGAGCUGGCGGCGCGCGGCGGCCCGCUGCCGCCGCUGCCGUACCCGCCGCCGGCUCUGUUCGACCCGCUGGCGCCGCCGCGCUACUACGACGGACCGCCGCUGCCCGAGUUCGUGCCGCCGCCGCCGGCCGCGCCCAGCCGCGCCGAGCGCCGCAUGUCCGAGUACGACCGCUCCGUUGAGGAGUUCCUGCGACACACGUCCAGCCGGCGUGAGCGCAGCCGCGAGCGUCGGCACCGCGACCGCCGCUGAGCGCCGCCGCCGCCGCCGCCCGGUGCUGUGGGCCUGAUCGGUGGGCUGCAGUGCCGCGAAGUAGCUGCCAGCGGCCGGAAUCAGUCAUUGGUCGUUCGAGCACCGGGGCGGGCUUUGUCAUCGCUUGCUGACCAGUAGAGCGUCACCUAGGUUUGCGUACUGCGAGAUGCGCGGAUAAGGAUGCCGGUAAUGCGUCGCGACGUUGCGUGAUUCGGUGUCGGUCAGUCGACUGUCUGUCUGCUUUGGUGAUGCAUCGCACUCUUUUCCGAUGUGCGAGAACAACAGCAGAUGUGUCAAGGCGACAAAACUGGCUGUUCGAUGGAGUGGGGCAUUCUGCCUUUCUUGCAGACACCACUCACACCAGCAGGUGUGCCUUUGAAAGUGGCACAGAUGGUUCACCGUUUCGUCGACGCUUCACGGCAUUGGACAGCAUAUUUGUGAUUGUGGUCUUACCCACUUUAUCACCUGUUCAUUUGAGCAAAGGGCCGACGCAGGCACGUUACCCUCGCGCCGAUGUAGAUGACAUUUUGUCAGCAUUUAGAUCAGAGUCGCAUUGGGAUCACAUGUUUUGUCAUCCUACUCUUCAUAAUACACACGAAAGCUUCUGAA
This is a messenger RNA of Amphibalanus amphitrite, 3292 nucleotides long. Its product is annotated as YTH domain-containing protein 1-like. NCBI's taxonomy places the organism in Eukaryota, Metazoa, Arthropoda, Thecostraca, Balanomorpha, Balanidae. The record is from RefSeq and is a predicted model, not a curated record. Bases 1301 to 2683 code for a protein of 460 amino acids. Gene Ontology annotation, cellular component: nucleoplasm. Gene Ontology annotation, molecular function: mRNA binding; N6-methyladenosine-containing RNA reader activity. Gene Ontology annotation, biological process: mRNA splicing, via spliceosome; regulation of alternative mRNA splicing, via spliceosome. The transcript is spliced from 3 exons.